This is a messenger RNA of Oppia nitens, 632 nucleotides long. RefSeq names its product E3 ubiquitin-protein ligase RBX1. Gene Ontology annotation, molecular function: cullin family protein binding; ubiquitin protein ligase activity; zinc ion binding. The record is from RefSeq and is a predicted model, not a curated record. Bases 128 to 496 code for a protein of 122 amino acids. Lineage: Eukaryota; Metazoa; Arthropoda; Arachnida; Sarcoptiformes; Oppiidae. Gene Ontology annotation, biological process: ubiquitin-dependent protein catabolic process; protein ubiquitination. Gene Ontology annotation, cellular component: cullin-RING ubiquitin ligase complex; nucleus. The transcript has 2 exons.
AAGUAAUGAUAACAAUCAACACAAAACACAUACAAACUGUACGCCAAAGUGUGUGACUGAAUGAGUGCGCAAUGAAUUGACCAUUUGAUCCACUUAUAGCUCAUAUAUAUAUCAUAUAUUAUAAGCGAUGGCCGAUUACGAAGACGAGAUGGACACCGAUGGCAACAAUGGAGAAGUGAAUAACGCAGAGUUACCGUCGAGUUCAACACAAGCAGUGGCCGGACGUAAACGGUUUGAAGUAAAGAAGUGGUCAGCCGUUGCGUUGUGGGCCUGGGAUAUAGUGGUAGACAACUGUGCCAUUUGUCGUAAUCAUAUUAUGGAUCUGUGUAUUGAAUGUCAGGCCAAUCAGGCCUCUGCUACCAGUGAAGAGUGUACCGUUGCGUGGGGUGUCUGUAACCAUGCCUUUCACUUUCAUUGUAUCUCACGAUGGCUUAAGACAAGACAGGUCUGUCCUCUCGACAACAGAGAGUGGGAGUUCCAGAAGUACGGUCACUAAUGAUCAACAUUUGACCUCUGAUUGAUUGAUUGAUACACUUUAACAACACUUAAUAAACUUAUGAUUUCAUUAUUCAAAUACAUUUUUUGAUUGAAAUAUCGAUAAUUUUUAUUAUUAAUUAAUAUUUAAUAACUAA